CCAUAAUUACGUCACUCUAUAGACGACAAGUCAUGUGUUUUGGUGUUGUUUACAGUGUUUUGAAUGCAAUCAACGAUUCAUUUCAUGCAUUGUUUUCAGCGAUAUUUGCGUUCAUUUCAUGUGUUUUCAAAGACAUUGUUUUGUUGACAAUAAAUGACAACUCAUUCAAUGAGAAGACAAUUGACGCCAAAGGGAUGUCAAACGCGAGCCAUAAUGAGUCCCAAUUGAUCUGCGAUUCGCCGCUUUGGGACAAUGACGUGUUUUGGUGGACAACAGCGCCGCGACUGACCGACUGUUUUCGACAGACAAUCCUCAUAACGAUUGGUCCAACACUUCUCCUUCUGUUGACACCGUUUGACUUCAGAUACUUUGCGUACAAACGGAGCACUCAAUCGAUUCCAUGGCGGCCAAGAAAUGUCUCCUCAGCGGUCCUGAAUCUGGUGUUAGUGUCGAUCAGUUUCUGGCAUUUGAUCCGUUCUGUGUUGAAAGACGUGCGCUUCUGGAGCACAGUCUUCGAGCCGAGUGUCGACUUCACAGGUCUGUCGUUGGCAUACAUUUUGCAGAUCUAUUACCGCCGAAACGGUCGCCGCAUAUCAAUAGCACUUCAGGUGUUUUGGUUGAUAACAGCCAUUGUGUCGACAAUACGGCUCUAUUUGGAGUUCAACUUAACGGAUGACACGAUCACAGACACCGCCGGCCAUCACUUGUCUUAUCUGAUCGUAUAUUGUGUUUAUAUCUCGACAUCAGUGGUACUCCUCUUGUUAUCUAACGUAUGCGAUGACGCGUCCGAUCGUCACAUAAUCACAUCCAACACACAUCACACCCAUUACUGUCCCCUCGAGAACGAGUCAGCCCUCUCUCGGAUCACAUUCCUAUGGGUUCUUCGCUUUUUGCGCAAAGGAUUCAAACGAAGGCUUCAAUUCAAAGACUUUCACCGCAUCUGUCAUUCAAUUAAAACUAAAUAUGUGUCCAAAUUGUAUCACGAAUUUGAUGUCCAAUACAACGGCCACCGAAUCAACAGAUCUCUCCGCCCGAAGUCCAGACGCCUAUUGCCUGUGUUGUGGUGUCUGUGCUAUAAAUCAGUAUUAUUUUGCAUUUGCCUAUUAGUUGUAUACAUACCCGCCCUUUACGGACAGCCAUAUAUUCUCAAUAAAUUAAUAGACUUUUUAAGCGAUCCAAACGAUCUCUUAUGGCACGGAUGUGUCUUAGCGGUCGGUUUCGCCGUUUUGGGUGUCAUAUCGACCCUAAUCUAUGGACAAACCACUGCUCUCAUGGAAAACGCUGCUCUCAGAUGCAAAUCGGCGCUCAUUUCAGUCAUUUAUCGCAAAAUGUUUCGCUUGAGUCCGACCUCCAGAGCUCAGUACACAUCGGGAGAGAUCGUCACUCUAAUGGCCGUCGACUGCAACGAGAUUUUUAAAUUCAUUGAGAUAUCGAUGAACUUAUUGAUGAUUCCCAUCAUUAUGUGCAUCGGUUUAUACUAUUUAUGGCACUAUUUAGGACUCGCGUCACUCGGUUUUGUGGCAGUUAUGGUGUUUAUGAUACCGAUUAACGUAUUUUUUGGUCACAUAUUGAGCCGAUUGCAGAAAAAUCAGAUGUCUUUUAAAGACAAACGAAUGGCCAAAAUAAGCGAAAUCUUAAACUCGAUUAAAGUGAUUAAACUGAACGCAUGGGAAGAGGUGUUCAUUCGGGAAGUGAACCAAUUGCGAGACUUGGAGCUAAGGGCGCAGCGAAAGAUGGCCACCAUUUACGCGCUGAUUGUGUUGGUGUGGAUGAUGGCACCCGUGGUGUCGGCCAGCGCUUGCUUUAUGGCCUUCGCAUACUUGGAGUAUUCAAAGUUCACAAUCAAAACCAUAUUUGUGUCGCUCUCCAUAAUGAAGGUCCUGCAGAUGCCGAUCCAACGGCUGCCCACAGCUAUCAAUGGCCUCAUUCGUGCCGUCGUUUCGCUCCGCAGACUCUCCCGAUAUUUGUCGGCCGAAGAACUCGACCGACCGAUGGUUAGUAAACGUAAAAGAGAUAACGCUUUUAGCGUUUGCUUUGAAAACGCGACCUUUAGGUACAGCAAAGCGGGCGCUGCCGUACUUAACGACCUGACAGUGAAUAUAAAAAGCGGUUCAUUGGUCGGCAUUAUUGGCGAAGUGGGCGCCGGAAAGUCGUCCCUAUUAUCAGCAAUCAUAGGCGGUCUCCACAAGACUGGAGGCAAUUUGCGAGUGAAAGGCAGUAUCGCUUAUGUGCCGCAAACCCCUUGGAUUCGUAACACGAGUCUAAAGGAUAACAUUAUAUUCAUGUCCGAUGAAGACGAGAGUCGAUACCAAGAAGUGAUCACAGCUUGCGAUCUGUCGCCAGACUUGGCCACACUUGCGUCGGGCGAUCGGACAGUUGUGGGCGAAGGGGGUAUCACUUUGAGCGGUGGUCAGAGACAUAGGGUUAGUUUGGCGCGAGCUAUAUAUCAAAACUGCGAUAUAUAUCUGUUGGACGACCCGUUGUCGGCAGUGGACGCACAUGUCGGACAGCAUCUGUUCCAAGAAGUGAUUGGACCGAAAGGACUGCUUCGCCAUAAGACACGUAUAAUGUGUUUGCAUAACACGAGUUAUCUGUCGAUUUGCGAUCAAAUCAUUGUUUUACGCGAUGGAGAGGUCGUCGCUCACGGAAACUAUAGUGAAUUGUCAUCUCUGGGACUCUUCUCGCAAACUAAUAGUUUAGAGAAUUCGGGCGAAGAAUCGGAUAAUAAGCACUCGUUUUUAGUCAAUUCCGAUAAUUUAUAUCAAACUCUUUUGCAUAAGAGCUCAAUGAAUAGCGAAUCACACGAUUCGGUGCUCCAAACGGCUAGCGAUGAGAUAAUAGUGGCGUCAAUCGAGAGCACAGAACCCACGGAACCGAUCGUUAGUGAUAAUGAAGAAGUGGUUUAUUUAGGAAGCGUUCUCUGGAAUGAUUACUACCGAUAUAUAUCCAGCGUUGGUAUUAUCCUAUUCGUGACAAUCAUAUUGUUUAGGUUUGGCUCAAACGGCAGCGAAGUUGCGAUCAAUUAUUGGUUGAGUUUGUGGUCGAAUCACAACCAUUCCGAAGACACCGAUAGUAAUGACCGAAAGUUUAAUACUAUUAUUUACGGCUCAUUACUGGUGAGCGAAGCGGUGUUUAUAUUAUUGGGAAAUGUAGUGCUAUUCGUGGCGACAAUACGGGCGUCGAGACGAUUGCAUCUGAAGGCAAUGUAUGGCGUAAUGCGAUCUCCGCUCUCGUUCUUCGACAGGACGCCAAUCGGACGUCUAUUGAAUCGUUUCAGUCGUGACAUCAGUUGUGUUGACGAAUCGAUACCCGAUUUGCUUAUAUCUAUCGUCGAUGUGUUGGCUUUCUUCGCAAUCCUUUACGGUCUCGUGUUUUACAACUUUAGAUACUUAUCAUUAGGACUGUUGGCUAUCAUUGCGUUAUUUUAUUUAAUUUAUAGAUUUUAUCUGAAGACAUCCCGACAGUUGAGACGAAUGGAAGCGAUCAGUAAUUCUCCCCUUCAGAGCCACUUCUGCGAGAGUAUCGCCGGCGUCGACAGUAUCACCGCUUAUAACGUUUUGCCACAAUUUAUCAAUGAGUCCAACAAACAAAUCGAUUUGACAAACAAUUGCUAUUAUCACAGAAUUUCUCUCAGUUUAUGGCUAAGGAAUUGGUGCCAAAUCAUUGGCUCUUUCAUUAUUACAAUUAUAGCCAUUUAUAUCGUCUGCAAUCGACAUCACAUUACCAUAGGUUUGGCCGCACUAUUGAUCGUCUAUAGUGUCGAAGCCGUGGCUAACAUUGCCUACACUAUCAUUGUUAUGGCGGAUCUCGAGACGAAUAUGAUAUCUGUUGAGAGAUUGAGAGAGUUUUCCGAUUUGACGCCAGAGAAAGAGUGGAAGUCUGCCGACACUUACCGGCCAUCGAGUGAUUGGCCGCAAAACGGAUGCAUUCAAUACAUACACUAUUCAACUACUUAUAGAAAUGGACACAAAAAUGUCUUAAACGACAUCACCUUUAAGAUAGAAUCGGGCGAAAAGGUGGCGGUUGUCGGCCGUACGGGUGCGGGCAAGUCAUCGCUCGCCCUCUCACUCUUCCGUAUGAUUGAACCGAUUUGCGGACAAAUACUAAUCGAUGGCUUAAAUGUGUCUCGAAUUGGUUUACAUGACUUGCGAUCGAAACUUACAAUCAUUCCUCAGGAGUCGACCAUUUUUGGGAACACUAUUCGCAUGAAUUUGGAUCCGUUGGGCGAAUCCACUGAUCGUCAGUUGUGGGCAAUUCUGGAUGACUUGAAUUUGACUUCGUUUGUGAACUCAUUGCCCCAUAAAUUGGAUUCAAUUGUCACCGAAAAGGGACAGAAUCUAAGCGCAGGUCAGCGACAGUUGAUUUGCUUCGGCAGAGCUUUACUCCGGAGCACAAGGAUUGUGGUGUUAGACGAGGCGACCAGUGCUUGCGAUCUGGAAACCGAUGCCAACAUUCAAAAGAUAAUUAGACAAAAAUUGACUGAUUGUACAGUUAUUUCAAUUGUCCAUCGAUUGGAUUCAAUCCUCGAUUACGACAAAGUAUUGGUCAUGAAUUGCGGAUCACUUGCGGAAUACGAUUCGCCCGAAAGAUUGCUCGCGAAUACAAAUUCACUUUUCUAUGGUUUAGCAAAACAGGCAAAUGUUGUCUAAAGUGUUGACACAAAUUAACUUGUGGUCAGAGUAUUACAAGUAUUACAUCCAAGUAUUAACGCAAUAUUUUUAUAGCUAUUGUUUAUUAUAUGAGAAACGGGUUUAAAUUAUUUUUAUAUAUUUUAUAUAAUUUUCUAUUUUGUAUUACCGG
Medioppia subpectinata is the source of this 4800-nucleotide messenger RNA. The record is from the annotation of a GenBank genome assembly. NCBI's taxonomy places the organism in Eukaryota, Metazoa, Arthropoda, Arachnida, Sarcoptiformes, Oppiidae.